This is a messenger RNA of Pollicipes pollicipes, 633 nucleotides long. RefSeq names its product histidine-rich glycoprotein-like. NCBI's taxonomy places the organism in Eukaryota, Metazoa, Arthropoda, Thecostraca, Pollicipedomorpha, Pollicipedidae. The transcript has 3 exons. Bases 1 to 633 code for a protein of 210 amino acids. The record is from RefSeq and is a predicted model, not a curated record.
AUGCUGACGCUGAGCCACCCCGACACCACCUGGCUGACAGCGGCGCUGUUCCUGCUGCUGGGCGACCCGGGUGGCGCGACCCGCUCGCGCGCGACCUUCCGCCUCUCGGCUGCCGAGCGGCGCUUCGCGGGCUCGCCUCUGGCCGUCGCCGCCGCCGACUCGACCACCUCCUACCACUGCCACCACGGAAACCAUUACGAUUACCGCGUCUGCUGCCGCCACAACUUCUGGAGUCACCACUACGCUGGAAUCUGUGCCGGCGCCAACUACGACAGAUCCCAGCACGAUACCACGUCCCGCAACUACCACGUCUUCUACAACGACGUCUACAGCAGCCACCGCGUCCUUCACCACGACACAGAUAACGUCCACAACGUCCACCACGGCACCAAUAUCUACCACAACAUCCACCAUGGUACCAAUAUCUACCACAGCGUCCACCACGGCGCCAAUAUCUACCACAACGCCCCCCAUGGCACCAAUAUCUACUACAGCGUCCACCACGGCACCAAUAUCUACCACAACGUCCACCACGGCACCAAUAUCUACGACAACGCCCACCACGGCACCAAUAUCUACCACAGCCCCCACCACGACAUCAAACUGAUCCUCACGGCUGUCGACGCCUCGUAG